AUGUCCAGUAUCACGAGAAAAGAAUUCAAAUUUAAAGUGGUAUUGCUAGGAGAAGGAUGUGUUGGAAAGUCAUCUCUAGUUUUGCGAUUUGUGGAAAACAAAUUCAGCACUAGACAUCUGUCAACUAUCCAGGCUAGUUUCCAAAAUAAAACCGUCCAAGUAGAUGACUGCAAAGCAGAGCUCCACAUUUGGGACACAGCUGGACAGGAGAAGUAUCACGCACUCGGACCAAUAUACUAUCGUGGCAGCAAUGGUGUGAAAAACUGGGUUCUUGAAAUCAAAACAUGUCUCGGAAAAACCGCCGAAAUUCUGAUUGUCGGGAACAAAAUUGAUUUGGAUGAUGAAAGACAAGUAUCACGACAGGAAGCCGAAUCAUAUGCCGAAUCGGAAGGAGCAUUGUACAUGGAAACUUCCGCCCAGGAGAAUAGAGGGAUAUCGGAAGCUUUUACAGCUCUGACAGAAAAAAUGAUUCAGCAUUCUCGAACAGCCACGGCCGAGGCACCCCUCUCGAACCGAUCGAUUCGUCUUAUCGAUGAAGAACCUUUAGAAGAGAGCAGACGCAAGAAAUGCUGCUGA
Molecule: messenger RNA, 576 nt
Organism: Caenorhabditis briggsae
Lineage: Eukaryota; Metazoa; Nematoda; Chromadorea; Rhabditida; Rhabditidae
Gene: Cbr-rab-21
Product: Protein CBR-RAB-21
Exons: 4
Coding region: 1-576 (191 amino acids)
Molecular function (GO): GTP binding; GTPase activity
Source: RefSeq, a predicted model, not a curated record